Molecule: messenger RNA, 1390 nt
Organism: Sodiomyces alkalinus F11
Lineage: Eukaryota; Fungi; Ascomycota; Sordariomycetes; Glomerellales; Plectosphaerellaceae
Product: galactose-1-phosphate uridylyltransferase
Exons: 4
Coding region: 206-1309 (367 amino acids)
Biological process (GO): beta-D-galactose catabolic process via UDP-galactose, Leloir pathway
Cellular component (GO): cytoplasm
Molecular function (GO): zinc ion binding; UDP-glucose:hexose-1-phosphate uridylyltransferase activity
Source: RefSeq, a predicted model, not a curated record
GUAGUAACGUAUCUGAAUUUGUUGAGACUUAUAACCCGAGUCAUUUCUAAUGGAAUUUUUGAUGUUAAAAUGCCAGAUCAGAUUCUAGACGACAUCUCUCACCGGAGAUACAAUCCCCUCCGCGGUACUUGGCUGCUCGUAUCUCCCCACAGGACGAAGCGACCAUGGCAGUAGGACAUACAAGGCACCCCGGCUCCCUCAAAGGAUGAGAGCAUCAUGGACUGGAACUAAACCGCCGUCUUGUAGAGGUCAGGAAGAGAAACCCUCCAAGAAUCAGCUUCCCGAAUAUGACCCAAAGUGCUAUCUCUGUCCCCAGAAUUUUCGUGCCAGUGGCGAUCGUAACCCGGACUACAAGAAGACCUUCAUCUUCAUCAACGACUAUAGCGCAGUCAAGGAGGACCAGGCCGCUUACAGCACUGAAACCUCGCCAGAUGACCUCGCCUCGACCCUCCUACGUGCUGAACCCACCACUGGACGAUGUCAUGUCCUCACUUUCUCGGCCAAGCACCACCUAACCCUUGCUGAUAUGACGCGCGAGGAGAUUCUUCCGAUCAUCCAAGUCUGGACCCAAGCCUAUGCUGCUCACCUCCGUCCCGACGGUCCGCUAGCAGCCACUGCCUCCGCAUGCCUCGCCAACCUCCCCUCCCUGUCACCGGAGAACACCAUGACGCCGCCCAAAACCCAGCUGCGCCACAUGCAAAUAUUCGAGAACAAGGGCGCCGCCAUGGGCUGCUCGAACCCGCACCCCCACUGCCAGAUCUGGACCACGUCUAGCAUGCCCGAGGAACCCGCCGCCGAGAUGGUCCAGCUUGCCCGCUACCGCGCUGAGCACGGCGGCCGCCACCUGCUGGCCGACUACGUCCAGCUCGAGGUAGAGAAGGGCGAGCGCGUCGUCUUCCAGAAUGAUGGGUUCCUCGUCGUGUGUCCCUGGUGGGCCGUCUGGCCAUUUGAGGUCCUCGUCAUCCCGAAGCGCCAUGUCCGCGCACUCGUGGACCUGACGGACGAGGAGAGGCUGCAAUUUGCCGAGGCCAUCCAAGAGGUCACGAGGAGAUAUGACAACGUGUUCGAGACGAGCUUCCCUUACAGCUCUGGUAUCCACCAAGCUCCUCUCGACGCGACAGAGGAAGAAGCUGAGAAUAGCUACAUCCACAUGCAUUUCUACCCUCCCCUGCUCCGGUCAGCUACGGUGCGCAAGUUUCUCGUAGGGUACGAGCUCAUGGCUGAGCCGCAACGGGAUAUCACACCCGAGCAGGCAGCCGUGCGCCUACGAAACUGUGGCGGAGAGCUGUACCGCAAUCUGUUACCAUAAUGCAAUGUGGUGUUUGCUCGAGUCCACGGCCCAUCUGGAUGUCUGUUACCUUGGGUGCUAUCCGCGUAACUAAGGGACCUU